AUGGAAAGUCGCCACGGAAGAAAGAAGGAACAGGCAGAGUCGCCAGAGGCACUCAAGACCAGAGAGGAGAAAGAAACUGUCCUCGUACGCGAAUAUCUCGCCCUCAAGGACACCCUCAAGGAAAUUGUAACGUUUGUCGAAUCGAACAAACGCGACAAUGACGCGCUUAAAGUUACAACGGCACUGCUCCGCAAGAGCCCCGACUACUAUACCAUCUGGAACGUGAGGCGAACCAUCCUCAAGGAAGGGUUCCUCGACAACGCCGAUGACGAGACGGCCAACAAGAUCUACACCGGUGAGCUCGAGUUUGUGCAGGAGAACUUGAAGUUGAACCCAAAGUCAUACUGGAUGUGGAACCACCGCCGCUGGUGCCUCGAAAGCAUGAGCCAGCCCCGCUGGGACAAGGAGCUCGCCAUGGUUGGCAAGUUCCUCGAGAUGGACGCUCGCAACUUUCACGGAUGGGACUACAGGAGAUACAUCAUCCGACAGCUCGACUUGAAGGACAAGGAAGCAAAGGACAAGGUGCUCGAGCGAGCACAGUCCGAGUUUGACUUUACAAUCACAAAGAUCCACCAAAACUUUUCCAACUACUCUGCAUGGCACAACAGGAGCACUCUGCUCGGCAAGCUGGCAGAGGACAUGUCGACAGAAGAAAGGGAGGCUAUUGUAGACAACGAGUUUGAUCUUGUCAAGAACGCGAUCUAUACCGAUCCCGAGGACCAAAGCGCAUGGCUCUAUGAACUCUGGCUCAUCGGUCGAGAGGAGAGGAGUAUCUCGAUUCUAGGCGCACAUGUCAUCUCGUUCCACCCUCUAGAGAUUGUUGUCGCAUUUGAUGAGACGGUCAAGAUGCGCAACCCUUUUACAGUGUCAACCCGCGUCGACCAUGUUGCUAUCCCACUCGAGGGAGAAUGGAAGGCUACAGGAUCAGAUUCGGCGCUCGGCAGUGUGUGGAUCUUCCAGCAGGCGCCAGGUGCUGUGUAUGGCCCCACAGUCGAGAUUGUCAUUUUCUCAGACGAUGUUUGUGCGGUGCGAGCAGGAUCAAAGCUCCCUGCAGCCGUGUGCUACGAACUGGAGACAUUGAACCAGAACUUGGACGAAAUCUCGGGACGCUUGGGCAGAUUGGUGAUUGGACAGAACCUGAUGUACGAUGUCACCAAGCGCAUUGGACCCAUCACUGGCCCUGACGGCACUCUGGAGACACAGGCGGUACAUCCCAAGCACCGUGUGACAUCGUUGACGGAAUCGGGCUCGCUUGACGACAGAAUUGCGCUUCUGGAGCGAGAGAUCUCAGCUGUCCGCGAACUAGUUGAACUGGAACCCGACUGUAAAUGUAAGAUACCCUUUCGUCUUCAAUGCGUGAAUGAGUUGGUUGUAAUACUUCAUGCCUGUGGUAAAUGUUGA
Linnemannia hyalina is the source of this 1401-nucleotide messenger RNA. NCBI's taxonomy places the organism in Eukaryota, Fungi, Mortierellomycota, Mortierellomycetes, Mortierellales, Mortierellaceae. The record is from the annotation of a GenBank genome assembly.